CGCAGUGUCGGCACAUCCGGGCACUGGGGCAGGAUGAGCGCUCCUUUCCAAGAUGGCGGCGGAGGGAGGUGGGAAGGAGAUGAACGAGAUUAAGACCCAGUUCACCACCCGGGAGGGGCUGUACAAGCUGCUGAGCCACUCGGAGUACAGCCGGCCUAACCGCGUGCCCUUCAACUCGCAGGGCUCCAACCCCGUCCGCGUCUCCUUCGUCAACGUCAACGACCAGAGCGGCAACGGGGACCGGCUCUGCUUCAAUGUGGGCCGGGAGCUCUACUUCUACAUCUACAAGGGGGUCCGCAAGGCUGCGGACUUGAGUAAACCAAUAGACAAAAGGAUAUACAAAGGAACACAGCCUACAUGCCACGACUUCAAUCACUUAACAGCCACAGCAGAAAGUGUGUCUCUUCUAGUGGGCUUCUCUGCAGGCCAGGUCCAACUUAUAGACCCUAUUAAAAAAGAAACUAGCAAAUUAUUUAAUGAGGAAAGACUAAUAGACAAGUCCCGAGUAACCUGUGUAAAAUGGGUACCAGGUUCGGAAAGCCUUUUCCUAGUAGCUCAUUCCAGUGGCAAUAUGUACUUGUAUAACGUGGAGCACACUUGUGGUACCACAGCCCCGCACUACCAGCUACUUAAACAAGGAGAGAGUUUUGCAGUGCACACUUGCAAGAGUAAAUCCACAAGAAACCCUCUGCUUAAAUGGACAGUAGGUGAGGGUGCCCUGAACGAAUUUGCCUUUUCCCCUGAUGGGAAGUUCUUGGCGUGCGUGAGCCAGGAUGGUUUUCUUCGCGUGUUUAACUUUGACUCGGUGGAAUUGCAUGGUACAAUGAAAAGCUACUUUGGAGGACUGCUGUGUGUGUGUUGGAGCCCCGAUGGGAAAUACAUAGUGACAGGAGGAGAGGAUGACUUGGUGACAGUUUGGUCUUUCGUGGACUGUCGAGUCAUAGCGCGAGGCCACGGACACAAGUCGUGGGUCAGCGUGGUGGCCUUUGAUCCGUACACCACUAGUGUAGAAGAGAGCGACCCCAUGGAAUUUAGCGGAAGCGAUGAGGAUUUCCAAGACCUUCAUUUUGGCAGAGAUCGAGCAAAUAGCACGCAGUCCAGACUGUCCAAAAGGAACUCUACAGACAGUCGUCCAGUAAGUGUUACGUAUAGAUUUGGUUCGGUAGGCCAGGACACGCAGCUGUGUUUGUGGGAUCUUACAGAAGAUAUCCUCUUCCCCCACCAACCUCUGUCAAGAGCAAGGACACAUACAAAUGUCAUGAAUGCCACAAGUCCACCUGCGGGAAGCGGUGGAACUAACCCAGGAAGUAAUGGAAACAGUAUCACAACACCUGGAAACUCUGUACCCCCUCCUCUUCCGCGGUCAAACAGCCUUCCACACUCUGCAGUCUCAAACGCUGGCAGUAAAAGCAGUGUCAUGGAUGGUGCCAUUGCUUCUGGCGUUAGUAAAUUUGCAACCUUAUCGCUACACGAUCGGAAGGAAAGACACCAUGAAAAAGAUCACAAGAGAAACCAUAGCAUGGGACAUAUAUCUAGCAAGAGCAGUGACAAACUGAACCUAGUUACUAAAACCAAAACGGACCCAGCUAAAACUUUGGGAACACCUCUCUGUCCCCGAAUGGAAGAUGUUCCCUUGUUAGAGCCUCUUAUCUGUAAAAAGAUAGCACAUGAAAGACUGACUGUGUUAAUUUUUCUUGAAGACUGUAUAGUCACUGCUUGUCAGGAGGGAUUUAUUUGCACAUGGGCAAGGCCUGGUAAAGUGAGUAAAAGCCUCUGAAUCUUGCUGCUGCUUCCAUCAUUGCCUCAGAAGGCCUUCAUUAAUUUGAUGCCACUGCCAGCCUGAAGAAAGAAUUGGAUGGAAAAGCAAAGGAGGCUUGCAGUGUCUAAUGUAAUUGCCAUUGAGCAGUGCUACCUCUCCCUCUCAUUUCCAACAGCCAUCAAAACAUGUGCUGGAUAAUUUGACAGUGUAUGACAAAUUCUGUUUAUUUUUCUGGUUGGGCUUGUGCUGCCCUGAGUGGAAAAUAAAUCCAGAAGUAUCUGUUCAGCCAUGAUCCCUGUGAUAGUUGAUAGUCUGUGCAGUGCUGACGUUGUCCUGACAGUUUGUUUAUAAACUUUCCAAAUUACUGCUUCAGUGUGUACAAAAUCCUACCUUGAGCUUCCUCACGGGAUGUGCUGUUCUUGCAUUGCACUUCCAGAACUGCUCUGCCAACUCCCAGUCAGUGAAGUGAAGUGAAUGGCAAAAUUCAAUUAGAAACAAGUUGGAUGAAGUUCAGGGUUCAUUAGUUUCAAUUUUUUAUUCUUUUUUUUUUUUUUUUUGUGAGGUGGUUUCUGUGAAAGGUUCAGGGCGGUCAGAAAAAUAGGUUGCCUUAACAAGAGUGUGAGCUUUUCUCCUCAACAUGGUGACAAUUAGCUGUCAUCUCUCACCCCUGUCUUUGCCAGGCCCUGAUGGGAAACCUAAACAGGAUUACAGAACUGUUGGAUUAAUCUAGAAAUAUAGAAACAGAAUUUGGAAGGAAUAAAAGUAAACUUUACUGUGCUAUCUUUAUAGCUACGUCAAUCUGAAUUACAGGAUCUGUGGAAGCAAUUAAAAAACCCCAACAAAAGCAACCCACAAAACCCUAAAGUGGUACUUGGAUAUGCAAAAUAAGUUUUCUCUGAACUCAGUGGUCAGAGUAACUGCUUACAUGAUUUCUGUGUUGGGCUUCAGAAGUGACUGUUCACUGUCUGUAAGUGACUCCAUUUUCUGGGAGUGAAAGUGGUUGGGGAGUUCCCUGUGUCAGAAAGCUCAAGGUAAGAUUGGCCAGAAGCACCCCCGGGUGAAAUGGCAGUGUAUAACCUAGCAAGAGAAACAUCCUACCACUUUGUAAAACAAAUGCACAUGGAAUUUAUUUAUUUGACUUCUUGUACAGGAAAACUUAGACUUAAAUUAUAACAUCCUUGAAUUUUCUAGUUAACUACAAUUGUAGUACAGUAUCAUGUUUUAGUAUGGCUUCUGUUUUAGUGAAAGUACUUAACAUUCAUGUACUAUAUUUGAGUGAGACAAGCAGCUAUACAUACUAAUUCUUCCUCAGUGGAAAGGAGCAUUUCAUCAUUACAAUUGAAGUUCAAUUGCUGGUAUUUAAGUACUAUCAAAUAGAUUUCUUUCAACGUGAUACGGUAUCUGUAUAAACUUCAGGGAUGAUUAUAGUUAAACUGAAACACAGCUAUACAACUUCAGGUUACCAUGCUAAAAUUUGAAGCUUUCUGUAAUGUGCACAGUAGCAAAGUUGCACAUGGCAUACCCACAUUAUCAGGGUGAAUUAAACCUAGAGUACACUGGUGUGAUAUUUAUAGCAAGGUAUGUGUGUGUGCGUGUGUGAGGAGGUGUGACAAGUGGCUCCAGUGCAGCCAGGAGAGAUCCUAACCCUGUAAAGGCAUUAUGAUGAGGAUGUCUGGAUUAGGAAAUAACAUGACUUUUACUAAACACUUUCUAGAAAACCCAUGUUCUGAAUUAUCACCUCUUAAAAUUUGAGUAUGUACUUGGAAUGACUGUAUAUGUCGGCCCCUUUAACAACAUAAAACUACUAAAUUAAUAUUUAAAUUGCUGGCCUGCUUAUGUUACAAUAAUAAAAUUUGUGUCAGUUAAUUUACUGUCAAUUUACAUGUAAAGAUUAAACUAUUUUUUCUGCAUUUUAUGAUUCUGUAUACUGGAGUUUGUUAAAGAUUGACAUGUUAGGUGAUACUGUACAAAAUUGUAUUGACUACCUUUAGUGAAAAUCAAAAGUAAAAUUCAUAUGUAUUUCCUUUUUACACUUCCAUCUAAUUUCUUGACAACUUGAAUAAAUUUCAUAGAGCCUUUCUAACAUGAACUAUUGUUAAUUUAACUGUUGCAAUAAUUAAGCUUUAAGAAGUAUUGUUGGUAUAUUUAUAAUUUUAAGAAGAUCAUGUUUGUUUCAUACUGCUUAUUUUUAGCUGUUCUAUUGUCACUGUUACAGCUGAAGAACUUUACUAAAUACUUGACAUUACAAAAUAACUUGCUGGGGUUGUCCUCUGUAUACUGAUGUUAAAUAAAAAUGUGUGAUUGAACUGUAAAUGUAGAUAACUUUCAAUAGUCCUUUCCACAUUUGAGUUUUAAUUUAUCUUGCAGUGCUUAGGUGGUCUUAUGCUCUCACACUGUGCUGAACAAAUGGCCACAAUGAAACUGUUAACUUGCCUUGCUUUAGUAAGAAGUUGAUCACAUCUGUAACCUGCUCUGAGAAAAUGUUUCAUCUCAAGACUAUACAGAUGUUUUGAUGUUUAAAGCUUGCUGAUAAGGUCAUGACUCAAGGUAGCUAUUUUUUUUAGGACUAGAGUAACAUGAAACAGAAUACUUACCAAACCACUUUUCAAACUUGUUUAAACUCAGAUUCAGCAGAACACAGACAUGGCUGUCUCUAGAUUCUCUCUGCACACCUGUCCGGCAGGAGCUGGGGCAGAGUGUCGUCAUUCCUUCUAGGACUCUACAGGAGCUCUUUCCUCUGUGGACUCUGGUGCAGGGUAUGUUCUUUAUUCCAGCUUUAGAUCUUGGUGUUUGCCUAAUGAUUGCUGAAUUUACAGCCUCGAGGAUAUGGCUCAUACAGGUGUUUCAAGCAUUUUCUGUCUAGGAGAAAAUAGUCUAGGAUAAAACUCAUCUGAACUAAAAUAAACUAGACUAAAACUUUGCAAAAUUUCUUGGAGCAAAUUUAGGUGAAGACUUCAGAUGUUGCCCUUCCUUUUGAGGGGUUAGGCAUUGUCUCACCUUUGCAGCAGUGAUUCUUUGUUAACAAAGAGAAGCCAAACAAAUGCUAUUUACUGAAGUGUUUCAGAGGCAUUUUUGAGGAAUUUCAGUGUAAAAGUGCGUUACUUUGGGUCCAGUCUGACAGGGAGGACUCGUUUGUCUCUUAUGCAAAAAUACUCUGUAGAUUAAAGCUGAGGCAAUCAUCUUAUGUAAACCUGAGAACUUUGUGGUACUUCCAAAGUAUUGACUGACCAUUGUGAUGAUCUAUACAUAGAACAUUGAUGCAUAUUUAAGAACAGGGGCUAGUGAAAGCAAAAAUGAAAUCUGCUUGAAUGCUUCUGGAACAUCCAUUUAUAUCAAAUGAUGCAAGAACUGGUAGGUCAAACCAGUUUCCCAAUAGUCAGUGUGAGCCUGAAACAAAACCCAGCUUCCACAGGUUUUGUGGUCAGAGAAAGUAUUUGGCAAAAUAUGUCUUGAAACAUGAAGGUGUCAUUUUACUUGCCUUUAAUAAUGUUGCACAAGCUUCUCAAGGAGAUAACUUUUAAGACAAUGUUAUUUUCUGGGUUUUGAAGCUGGAUUUUAGGUAGGUGCUGCUCAACCUUAUCAAACUCAUUUGGCUCCUUUCUUCUAAGACCACAGUCACUUUAUGGCUAACUCACAUGGGGUUGCCUUAAGUUAUAUCCUUUUCCUUGAGGUUUUCCCUGGUUUAUCUCAAUUUCAUUAUUUUCUAAACUGAAAAUUUUACACCUUACUGACUUUUGUAGUUCAAGAAUAGUAGAGAAACAACAGUUUAUAAGCCUGUGAGCCCUUAGUACUUGAAUGUAGCUUAAGGUCCUAUUUUUUGAGCCCAGGUCAGGUUUCUGCUGGCAAAAGCCUUUUUGCAUUUUCAAGCACCCAAGUAGUUGCAUCUUAGUUUUUUUUUCCUCUUGGACCUGCAUAUCUUCCAUUCACGUAGUGCCACUGGACAGAUUUUUAGUUACUGAUGGUUUUCUACCAGCCUUGAAUUUGAAUUUUUUUUUGUUGACAGUGACCUCUGUUAAGAGAAACUCCUUUAUAUACACAGAAGAGAAGUUGCAAGUGAAACCCUAAAGGUGCUACAGUCUUUUAUAAGGUCUGGUGUCAAAUGGUUUAUGUAUUUAUACUUUUGUGUAAUGUUAUCGGAACAGAGAAAAAAAGGCAAAUGGAAUACAAAUUUAAAAGCCCAUUUAGUGAACACAAAAACUGUGUAAAGACAGGCAACAGCUUUGCUCUAUCCCCUAAAUCCCAUACAGAAUAUUUCUCUGUAGCAUGUUAUGUGAAUGAACAGCCUGUGCUUUCCUGAGCAUUUUUAUUAAAUUAAUUUUAUUGCUCUGUUAGAGAUUAAUAUGUGAUUUAGUGAGUAUAUGCAGUUCAGAAACUUUUGCUGUUAAACACUUAUUCUUUGGAUAAAGAACUUGGUUAUUUUGUUCAUGCAAGUAUUAAAACCAGUGCAGCUAAUUUACCUACAGAAUUUUAAACAAAUGUGAGAAAUCUCACUUUGGUUUUUGUGUCUUAUUGCUCAAACACCGUAAUGGACCGUGGGCUCUUUUCUCAAGCAAAGCUUCAGUCCACAAUACUGUGUGACUCUAGUUAGGUAGUAACCCUAAUCACUCAAAGAAUAUCACCAUUCUGGCCAAAAAAUAAACUACUCCUGGAGUAUUUUUCAAAUAACUUCCCAUUAUUUUACAUACUGGCAAUAGUAGAAAUGGUUUAACAAACCAGUACCAUUCUUGUAUGGGCGUUUGUUAAUUCAGCCAUAUUUUAAUUGGUUUAAUUGCAUUAGUGAAGUGUACUAUGAGACUUUCUUUUUUUACAUUGGAUUGCUUGUUAUGUUGUACCCUUUAUUUUUUCUACCUUUCAAUUUCAAACCAGAAAGUAGAAAGAUGAGCAGAUUUUGACAUCCAGCAUGUUCUGAGUGCCAGCAGAGCUGUUUCCCUAAAGGAGACAUGCACUUUCUGGAUCCUGCUUGCAUGUCCAAACUUGCUGUUUAUUAUCUAGAUUAGUGAAACUGUGUAUGAUUGCACCUUUGGCUCCAAUUAAACAGCUUCUAAUUUAAAUUAAGAAAAUAUUAACUCAGUGGCUACUGUUUACUAUUUUCCUAUUUAAUAUUGCAAUAUCUUCCUUUUUUUUUUUUUUAAUACAGCAAUUACAUGCUGAUCUUUCAUGGAAUUAUUUUCUCUUGUGAAACAUUAUGUUUCAUGUCUUUGGAAAAAAGCCCCAGACUUUUGUCUGGAUUGUAUGUGGAAUUUUUAAAAAUAUACCCACCCCUCUCCUCACAAUCCCAUAAAGGGGGAGGAGGGUUUGUGUUUGUGCUGCUGCAGUGAACAGACCCCAGCAGAUGAGUGCCACAACCUCGGGUGCAAAUGGCCUUCCUGAUUGUACUUGUUAUGGCUUUUCAUUCCUACCCAUGCCAGCGUAUUUCUACCAGAUGUGCAAAGUUCUGUGUGUUUCAGGAAGUCAGAGAAUGCAUGGAUAAACAGGAUAGCCCUAGCAGCUAGAGCUGAAGCAGCCUGUGUUCAAUACUCACAGCAGUGACUGACUUAGGAAAAAUGACCCCAUCCUCUGAGAGCUGCAUUGCUCAGCUGUGGACUGUCCCAUUGAGAUGACAGCAGCUACCUCUGAGGGUGGGAUGAAUAUUGUUUUACUAAAUUCCUGUCUUGGAGCUCAUAAUUCUUCCAUUUCCCACGCCUGCUAGACUCAUAUGCUGACAAAAUACUACUGCUAAUAAAACACUACAAUUAUUUACAAAACUUUGAGCAGUGUCUUAAUUUGUUCCUGCUGCUUGCUCAGUGGGAUCUGUUUGUCCUUAAGCCUGAAGCUGCUGCACCACACGGCAGAGCUGCAGCUGUGGCUCUGCUCUUCCAUGUUUCCUGGCACAGCUGUUAAACAGGCUCACUUGGCUGUUGCUCUAAUAAGUUGCUGCAGCUUUUGUUUCAUCUUUUCCCACCUGAUAGACUGGGUGGUUCCAUCACAGAAAGCACUACACUCUAAUGCCUUUCUUCUUUCUUUACAGGCAGGAGCUUUUUAUAUUUUUUCAUUACCUUACCCAUUGUGUUCUUCCAGAGAAUGUAACUGCAACUGUUCCAAUCGCACACCCUUUGUAUCACAGAUGAGAUUAACUGAGAACUUUUGUAUCAAAACAGUAACUUUAUUUGAGCCCUCACUUGCUUUUCUUAGGUAGUUUUCCUCCAUGUACUGUGUUACACUGCACACAACCUUGUGAAUAGCCUUGUUUGGAGGCUCUGAUCCAAUGGCAAAAUGCUGCAGAAUUUUUGUUUUAAUCUGGACCCACUGAGAACUCACCACCUUUGGUGAAACUUAUGUGCCUAAAAACCAAAUUCAUACUCUUUGCUUUUCUUGUAUGAACAUUUAAGAUGUCUUCUGAAAUCAAGUACUUGGAAGAACUCACAAACUUUCUGGUCUCUCCCCUGGGAGUGAGUUUCUGAACAGCAUCAUAGCCUAGUCCAAGUUUUAAGGCAGUACUUGCAUACAUUUGUUCCAUCUGCAGAAGCACAAAGAAUAUUGGUCUUGAGGUUAUUUCCACUUCGGUGUUCCUCUGGCUUGCCUGCUCAGAGCUGCAGAAUUAAUUCAGAGCAAGGACUGAAAUACAUGGAAUUCCUGGUACUCACUGAAAGCCAUCUGCACUGAGCUGCUGCUCUUCAAAGCAGGGAGCAUUCACCACCUAUGAGGUGUAACCAGGACUGACUCCUUGUUCCUAGUCUUGGAACUUGCAUUCUGGAGUGGCUGGUAGUUCACAGGGAAUAAGGCACCACACUGAAUUUCAGUAUGUGCUGCCAGUUUCUAGAGGAAUCCUAGGAAAAUAACUUCAUUUUGUUUCCCAAUAAUUGGUUGUGUUACAAUGUAAAUCCAAUGCUAGAAUAUGCCUUAUUUCUCCUGUAUAGGGUGGUUAUGAGCCUGUUGAAAAAGACUUGACAUUAUGCCAUCCCUAGAGCUUCCUGUGUGCUUAUAAAGCACAUAUUUGCAUAUGAACAGUUUGGAUUGCUGAUUUAAUUAAGACUGAAAAUAAUACCUUUGGACGUCUUUUUCCAGGGUACUUCAAAGUUGCUUAGUGGAUGUAAUCUUCUGACAAGAAAGACCUUCCAGUUGCUGCUGGAUUUAAUAGACUUGUGAAGAAUGCUUCAGUAAUGAACUAGUGAAUUCUGAUUCAACCUUGUCACUUUCCAACAAAACUUCCCUGGUAAAAAUUUCAGAAGUGCUUCAGUGGCUUGUUUGCUUUAAAGUUCUGCCUAUUACUUCUUUCACCAUCUAGUCCAUAAGUAAUAACUAGGAAACUUUUUGUUCUCAUGAAAUAUGUAGGAUCUUUGUACAUCCUGAAUGUCAAGUGUAGAGAACAACCCACUUCAGUCUGCCUCAACAGUGUUUCAGUCAGAUAUCCCCUGCAUAAAGAAAUACAAAUAAAGAUGUUUUUCAGGGCAUUUCAGGUGAGGUCUAUGGAAGGCACCAAGUUAAGUUCCAUGUGCUUUGUUAUAUAUAAAUGUCAUAUGGACCAUAUGCAAAUACAGUCUGCCAGAAAUCCUGCGAACUACUCAGGUUCAUGACAUGUCUGAAAUGAUCAGAUGUUUUUUUUAAAAAAGAAGGGCUUUGGUUUGAGCAGAAAUUUGAUGACUUGAAUCCAGUCAGUCUUGCCCUCUUUCCCCUCUUUCCACUUCUUCUGAGGUCAGGGUUUACUUCCAUCAUGAUGACCUCUCAGUUCUUGGAUCCAAGUUUGAAAGAGCUCCUGUAGAUUCUGAAGAAGUGACAUAAUUCUGUCUUCUGUCUGUAUGCUAACUGCUGCCUGAUCUUGUCUAGUUUGAUGGAUCUGAGUCCCAGGAUCUUAAUUUUGAGGUAAGAACAUAAGCUGGGAGCUGCUUAGAGGAGUUGCUGAAAGUGCAUUUAUCGUUCCUACAAGGUGAGGAGUUGCAUGGGGAUAUUUGCUGGUGUGCUUCCAGCUGCCAGUGUGCUUCCAGCUGCCAGCAUGCCCCUUGGCCUGCUGGCACUCAGUAGAACUAAUGACCUUAUAAGGCUAAAUUGUAUUUUGACAAUAAGCUUUUCCUGAAUAAGCCUGAUAAAGUUAUUUUGUGUGAAUUAUUAAAAAGUGGUUACUGUGCAUAAAUCUGAAAUGGAAUCUGUCCAUUGGUACCCAGAGGUUUGAUCUGUAAGGUGAAGUUGCUUUAAUCCAGAGCAGCAGCCUCUGUGUGGUGAGGGGCACCGUGCAGUCGUAGGGCUGUGUGUGAAACAAGUCUCUUGAUUUGAAUGGCAGGGUAGUUAGAAGAGCUGGUACCAAGUUUUCUGAGUGGGAACUUAAAUUGUAAUAGGGAAUCUCUACUGAACUCUUGUCAGUGUUUAAUUCUGUUUUAAAAUUACCAAAACAAAUAUUUGGUUAGACAAUCUAUUUUUCUAUUCAAACCUUGUAAUACUCAAUCACAUACAAGAGAUGAAGUGUUUCCCUGUAUCAGGUCAGGUGUCAAACAUUGAUAUUGCAAUAGAUUUUUUUGACACCACCCCAGUAAAAUGCUGUUCACUUUUUUGGUGUAUGAUUAUUAAAGUUUCAGAGUUCACUAUGACUCUAAGUGCAAGGUAGAUUAAACCAAAUGCUGGGAUCAGAUCCAUUCCGUGUCAUAACGCACACAUUUCUUCCUGUCUGAGAGCUCUCUGUGCGCUGCUUGCCUGAGACCGUGCUGCUGGUUAGAGCCUUUGCAGGAGGCAAGGUGCUCAUGUCUGAAGUAAUAAACAAGUGUUGGUAAAAAUCAACUGUACUCAUUGUAGGUUGAGGUUAAGAACUUUAUAAAAUUCAUGUCAGGUUCUCUUGCUGGAUUAAUGUAAACUGCUUUGUUUGCAGGGUUUAUUGUCAUCCCAAAACCAGGCCAAUUCUCCAAGUGGAACUGUAGUAUAGCCAUCACACUACUGCUAGCAAAUCUCUGAACGCAGGACAAGAAGUAAUGACAGUGGAACCACGAGCUGUUCUUCAGGCAAAGAGCAUCACAAAUUAUAAUGUGGCAGAGUGUAAACAUGGAAUUAUGUGAAUCACAUAGUGACUUGCAAAGGACAAAUGUAAGGAGUUCUCACUACAGCUGAUCCUGCUAGGCUGCUCACCCAAGGAAGAGUUUGCAUUGGAGAAAAAGCAAAAAGCUUCCUUUAGUAUUGCAGGAAAAAGUAGUAACAUUUUUGUUUUCUUUAUACUUUUCAAGUCCAGUGUAAUUUAAUCUCUAUAAAUAUAUAAAUAAAAGAUAUAUAUAUAUAUAUAUAUAUAGUGUAAAAUAAGAUAUGUUUCUUAAAUUCAAGUAAGUUCAAUGGUUAAACUAGUACUUCACCAUUGUUUAUUUUGCACUGAUUUUUUUAACCAGAGAUGGCUAGAAGACAGCCUGGAAUGCACUCAUGGAAAAUGAAAGUCAUUACUUUCUGGCUUCAAAAUGUUUUUCAGGAAGAUGGAUGCUGCAAUCAUAGAUUUUUUUAAAACAAAAUUGUUUUGCACUUAAAUAGUUUAAUGCUUAUAGAGAAUUACUUUAAAAUUGGUGUCCAGACACCAGAAAAACUAUGUUGUGGAGAAAAGAUCCUUUGUAUCUAUUAAACAUUUAUUUUAAUAUUGUUGUUUCCAACUGCAAUCGGCUCUGUAUUAUAUGUAUAAAUAAUGUAAUUCAGUGAUGGGGGAUGGGAGUAAUGGAUCAUUACACUAGAAAUUCUCAUUCAUUUAAGAAAGUGAUAUUUCUAAUUCAGAAAAUACAUAUUAAACUAUCUUGAAUAUGCAUUUUUGUUUACUUUCUGUUCAAAUCCAAUCACUUUUGAUGUAACCAAUUCUUUGCUGAAUUAAAUGUUUGGUACAGAAAUACUA
Molecule: messenger RNA, 11582 nt
Organism: Melospiza melodia melodia
Lineage: Eukaryota; Metazoa; Chordata; Aves; Passeriformes; Passerellidae
Gene: WDR20
Product: WD repeat domain 20
Exons: 4
Coding region: 53-1777 (574 amino acids)
Molecular function (GO): protein binding
Source: RefSeq, a predicted model, not a curated record